Molecule: messenger RNA, 1707 nt
Organism: Orbicella faveolata
Lineage: Eukaryota; Metazoa; Cnidaria; Anthozoa; Scleractinia; Merulinidae
Product: tetratricopeptide repeat protein 28-like
Source: RefSeq, a predicted model, not a curated record
AUGGGAGAUUUCACAUCAGCUGUUGAGACAUUUCGGAAAGCGUCAGACAUGAGAUCAACUCUACUUGGUGAUCACCAAGACACGACACAAAGCUACCACUUCCUUGGGCUAGCACAAUGUGAAAUGGGAGAUCUCAAAGGAGCUUUGGAAUCUUUGCAAAAGGCCUUGCAACUGGGGAUGAAUCUUUCAAUAGGAGAUCAACCUGGCAUUGCUAAUAUCACCACCGUGGAGGCAUUUCAGACAGCUUCAGACAUGAGAUCAACUCUACUUGGUGACCACCAAGACACGGCCGAUAGCUUCCACAGCCUUGGGCUAUCACAGUUUCGCGUGCGAAACCUCAACAAAGCGUUAAUAUCUUUUAAAAAGGCCUUGCAACUGAGGAAGAAACUUUCAAUAGGAGAUCACGGCAAAAUUGCCGAUAACAUUAACAACAUGGGAACUGUGUAUGGCAAGACGGGCGAUUAUAAGUCUGCAAGGGAACAAUUUCAGAAUACUGUAGACUUGCAUAGAAAGUUAGUCGAUAAACACAGAAGCACUGCCACUAGUUACGACAAUCUAGCUAUGACACAUCAUGCAAUGGGAAGCUACCCAGAAGCCCAUGAAUGUUGUAUGCAGGCUUCGAUCAUGAGACUCGAGGUUUUAGAUCAACACGUACGUACAGCAAACAGCCUCCAUAAGCUGGGAGAGGUUCAUCAGAAGCUGGGCGAUUCCAUAUCGGCCGUUAAGGCAUUUAAGACUGCGUCAUACAUGAGAUUAACUAUAUUUGGUAAUCACCAAGACACGGCUGAAGGCUACUACGGGCUUGGGUUAGCGCAGUGUGAAAUGGGAGAUCUCAAAGGAGCUUUGGAAUCUUUGCAGAGGGCCUUGCAAAUGUUGAAGAAACUUUCAAUAGGAGAUCAGCCCAGAAUUGCUGAUAUCACUAGCAACAUAGGAGAAGUGUAUCACAAGAUGGGAGAUUACCACUCUGCUAGAGAACAGUUCCUGGAUGCUGUAAACUUGUAUAAGAAGCUAGUCGAUAAACACGAGAGCACGGCCACUAGUUACCACAACCUAGCUAUAACGAAUCUGGCAAUGGAACGCUACCCAGAAGCUCUUGAAUGUUUUAAGCAGGCUUCCACCAUGAGACUAGAGGUAUUAGGUCAGCACAUACAUACAGCAAACAGCUUUUAUAUGCUGGGAGUGGUUCAUCACAACAUGGGCGAUAUUGCGUCGGCCGUUGAGGCAUUUAAGACAGCGACAGACAUGAGAUCAGCUGUACUUGGUGAUCAGCAAGACACAGCUGAAAGCAACAACAUGCUUGGGCAAGCGCAUUUUGACAUAGGAGACCUCAAAGAAGCUUUGGAAUAUUUGCAAAGGCGUUUGUAUCUCAAGAUGAGUGGUUUUAAGUCUGCUAGAGAACAAAUUCAGAAUGCUGUAGACACGUGUAAGAAUUUACUCGAUAAACAAGAAAGCACUGCUACUAGUUACUACAAUCCCGCUAUAACGUAUCUUGCAACGGGAGGCUACCCAGAAGCUCUUGAAUGUUUUAAGCAGGCUUCUACCAUGAGACUCGAGGCGUGGUUCAUUAAAAGAUAUUCGGCAUUCCAGUCAGCGAUAGACAUAAGAUCGACUCUACUUGGUGAUCACCCAGACACGGCCGAAAGCUACCAUUGGCUUGGGUCGGCGCAGUCGGACAUGGGAGAUCUCAAAGGAGCUUUGGAAUCUUAG